CAGACUACAGGCGUGGUGAGCAAGUUAAGAUUCUUAUUGUACCCAAAACGAACAUCUACCGAUAUGGCUACUGACAUAUACUACUUGUUGAAGUGGUUCCCGAGUCCCAUGUAUGAAACUCUCAUGGCGCCUUGGUCAAAAGGACUCAUGGCUGCCGACCCUCGCCAACAGCGGUCGCGUUGGUGUGUACUUCCAGGUCCUCACAAGUGGUCGAGUCUACCCCGGCGACCAAGUCUCGAACGAGAGCUUUUCCGGCGAUCCGUUGAGCGUCGCCAGCAUCACUAGGGUCGCCUUCGAUAAUUCGCUCAAGACAAGAGAUACAAUCAAUCUACUUCUCAACCACAAGAUGCUCAUGCGUCUAAACAAAUGGCUACUCGCGAGAAAGGCCACAACUAUGGACGAUAAGCAACGAGAAGGCCGAAACGCAUGGAAAGGGUUCCGCGACGUGCGCGUCUCUCGCAUCGUCGAUGAGGGAGGCGGCGUCAAAUCGUUCUACCUCGAGGCCAUAGAUGAACAGCCACUUGCGAGCUACUCACCCGGCCAGUUUCUCACCGUCCAGCUCCCUGAUGGCACGACUCGCAAUUGGACGCUCUCGGACUGGGAGUCUCAGGCCGAACCGUCGUAUUAUCGUAUUAGCAUCAGAAGAGCCGGAGUGGCGUCGACCUGGAUGCAUGACACCUGCAGCGUGCGUACGGUUCUCUCGGUUCGGUCGCCGGCGGGGCGUUUCUUCCUUGAUCGUAGUUCUCUACUGCGACAGGUCUACAUCUCAGCCGGCAUUGGCAUCACCCCUAUUCUCGCCAUGAUGAGGGCGCAUGAUGCGCACCCGAAUAUGCAAGAUAUCCCUGCUGUCUGGAUACACGUCGUACGAGACGGCGAGAAUUUCCCAUUCAGACAUGAGAUACCCCGUUUCGCGAACAGACCAUUCACCAAGGUCGUCUUCUUCACCAGGCCGCAAUCAUCUGAUAAGCAAGGGGUAGACUACGAUCGUCAAGGCCGCCCGGAUAUGGCAGCGAUACAUGAGAUCGUCGGCACACCUUUCACAUGGAAACCGCUGGGCAGUGGCGAGAUGGAGUCAGAGGCAAACUUCUCCACAGCUUCCAUCUGUGGCGCGCCUGACUUCGAGACGGCCAUGAAGGAUUGUCUGAAGAGCGUGGGGAUGCGAGAGCCGCUGAUCCGAAGCGAGUCCUUCUCGGCUUCGGGCGUGGUGCUAGGGGACGUGGAGCGGGCCGAGGUGCGCUUUUCCAAGUCGAAUGUGACAGCAACCUGGACAAAAGAAAAGCCCGUCUCCCUGCUCGAAUUAGCCGAGUCGUUGGGGUUGACUCCAGAUUAUGGGUGCCGUGCUGGCUCAUGCGGGAGUUGCGCAGCGAAAGUGACGUGCGGCUCCGUCUCUGGCGGUCUGCAGGCUGAUGGAACGGUGCUCACUUGCUCAGCUACGCCCGCGUCGGAGACGGUCGAGCUCGAGAUCUAGUUAUUAUUACUCAUCAGUUAGUGUAAGGGACUGUUGCAUUCAAGUUGGCGCUAGAGUAGGGACCUACUCUACAUGUAAGUAUGUGCACAGUACUGUAUGGAUUGUGUGUUGAUCGUUGCCAUAUCACGUAGUGCGAUAUAGAGACAUGUCUUACACAUACAGUAGUGUACUGGGGUGCAGACGGCAUCCUGCCUCGCCCGCAUUUUGUUUCCAUAGAUCUGCCCUGACAGACCCUGACGCUUUACUUACACGAUGCUACAAUCCUACCACCUUGUACAAUCACAAAUAUGCGUAGCGUAUCUCGGCGUAUGUACUGCCAUCUAGCAUUGAAUGUUAUGGACUCUCUUGACUAUAUUUCAGCGAGAUAUUGCAAGCCGUUAUUUUUCCAUCUCAAUAUUCACCUGACACCACUUCUGCACAGAGAUAUGGCGCAAUACGGUGGAAUUGACGUCACAAAGCGCCUGUAUCAUUGGGCUCUCCGUUCUGCAUGUACACACAGACAGUACUGUAGGUGUCCGUGAGCGAGCCGUGCGUGCCCAGACGAGCAAACGGGGGCAAAAGGCGGGAGGUGAUCAUGAAUGUAGAGGCAUUGCGCCGUUUGUCCAGGGCCCUUUCUUGUUUUCUACCUUGAUAAUGUAGGUAUACUAUUUACGUAGUGUAGCCCAGAAAUGUUUUCUUUUGGUCCUGUUUCUGGUGUACUUCGCAAUGUCCAAGAGCCGUAGGUUAUUUCCACCUACCGUUUA
Molecule: messenger RNA, 2211 nt
Organism: Xylaria bambusicola
Lineage: Eukaryota; Fungi; Ascomycota; Sordariomycetes; Xylariales; Xylariaceae
Exons: 1
Coding region: 113-1468 (451 amino acids)
Molecular function (GO): 2 iron, 2 sulfur cluster binding; oxidoreductase activity
Source: RefSeq, a predicted model, not a curated record